UGGGAAGAUUAUGUCGAGUCUAGAAACAACCAAUCACAUUGGUCCGUUUGGGACCGGAAGCUGUGUUGUUUACAUUUUCUAAGAUGGCGGCGGGGAUGUAUUUGGAGCAUUAUCUGGACAGUAAGCUCUUUCUGAUGGAUUUUAGGUGUUGGGAAAAGUAUUCACCGCCCUCGUUUAUUUAAUGCGCAGUUUUUCGGUUUGUAAAGUGGGUCCUAGUUUAUCUGCGGGCGGAUACAACGCCCCUUACCAUUCCACAACGGUCAGCGUUUUGGGCUCAGUCUAAUUGCUGGGGGACCAGAUCGCAUCGUAGUGAAGAAAGGAUGCUAUUUGACGGGGACUUUAUCAGACCUCUGGAAAAAAAAUUGCAAAACAUAUUUCACUGAGAUCUUUAUUAUAAGCUUUGUAAGAUUAAUCAUGCGUGGCCUCUGUCUGUUAAAAAUGUUUAUCAAAACAUUUUGCCAUCCAGUGCAGAUGAUCUGGUUAGCUCGUCAUCAUGCACACAUUGGCAAUGCUUUUUCUUUCUUAGGUUGGCUUUACUGUAAGUGUGAAUUAAUUGAGUUUUCUUUCCUCUCACCCCCAGGCAUCGAAAACCUGCCUUUCGAGCUGCAGAGAAACUUCAACUUAAUGCGAGAUCUCGAUCAGCGCACAGAGGGUGAGGGUUUUUAACAGGGUGUUCAACAGAUUGGAUUAUAUUUCUGGAUCCAUAUAAAACUUUUCAGUUGACCCAACUAGGAUAAAUGUGCCACAGUAGUUUCAGACCUUUGUAUAAUAACCCUUAAGGAUUUUUUUGCUGUCAAACAUGAAACAUAUAGGGCAGAGAACAAAAGUUAGAAGGAUUUCCUUCCAAAUCAUUUUGUUCUCCUUUGUCUUGUGAUGUAUGUCUACUUUGUAUCCAAACCUUAAUCUUUGAUAAGGAGUUAAAAAGAGAAGCUCAUUUAUAAUAAUGUCAAAUAGAAGUAUAGGAUUUAGGAACAGUUGUUGAUGUGUAAUACUGACCAUCACAUCUUCCCACUAGUGUACAAAAAUGUCUAAGAACACAUUUUUAUUAUUAAAUUCUCAAUUAUCCUCGUCAUAACAUGGAUUUUAAGCCUUUUCCAGUAUCCUUCUAAGUCAACAGUUGUCAUCACUGACUGAAAAACCAAAUGGAUCCCUCUGUGUGUCCUUUAAAGGCAACUAGACCAUCUUUUGCAUCUUUAUCUAUUGCAGAUCUAAAGGGGCAGAUAGACUCCCUGGCCAAGGAAUACACCGCCAAUGCCCGGACUCUUUCCUCAGAGCAAAAGCUGUCCAUACUCAGGCAGAUUCAGCAGUCUUACAGUAAAUGCAAGGAGUUUGGAGAUGAUAAGGUGCAACUGGCCAUGCAGACCUAUGAGAUGGUUGGUAUAUUUGAAGGAAAAUUUAUGUUUGAUGAUUAUCUGUAAGUCAUGUGAAUAAGAGAACUCUUACUUCUAAAAUGUGUAAGAUGCCAAAUUUCUAUUCUCAGCCAGUCAGCUCAAGUUCUGUUUACUACAGGUCGACAAACACAUUCGACGUCUGGACACAGACCUGGCACGGUUUGAGGCGGACCUGAAGGAAAAACAGAUUGAGAGCACAGACUAUGAUUCCACCUCCAGUAAGGGGAAGAAAGGUGUGUGUGAGUUGUUUUUUAAAUAUAUUCUUACUGUUUUCAUAGACAACUCUCAGAACCAUAAAAAAAACCCCUAGAAAUUAAAAAAAAAAAUUAUGGUGUUAUUUCAGGUGACACCAGACAGAAGGAAAAGAAGACAGCUAAAACAAGGUCCAAAGUAAAGAGUUCAGAUGAAGAUGGCAGCCCAAAGAGUGCACAGAAGAAAGUCAAACUCCUUCAGCCGUAUGUUUUGCAUCUACUAGCUCAUGAUGAAAGGGUUUGCGUUUCAUGUUAAAAGUUAUUUGUCAAAGUUUAACCCCCUUUUCUCAUCACCAGAGGAGAAUUCAACAACCCAUCUGCCAACUUUGGAAAUGUGCACCCAUCUGAUGUACUGGACAUGCCAGUAGACCCCAACGAACCAACAUACUGUCUGUGCCAUCAGGUCUCUUAUGGCGAGAUGAUUGGCUGUGACAACACUGAUGUAAGCUUUUUUAUUUCUUGGGAAGUGGUUUAUUGGAGAUAUUUUAAGGAUGUAGCUUCCUUAAAAUACUUUUCAUUUUUUUGUUUUUACACCAGGCCUUGUUUUCCAAGUUUAUAUUACUUUUGGUAAUGCUGAUUUAGUUUUUGAUGUAGUGAUUAAUAAAAGCAUAGAAAUAGAAAGAGAUGAGAGAAGAAGAGUGUUGAGUGUUCAUAAACACAGGUGAGAAUGUGUGUAUUUUUAAUUGGUUUUGUACCUGUAUUUAUCUGUUUUAACUGUUGCCUGUAAGUGGAAUCUAACAUAAGAAUUACCAGGAAAUAAACCUCUGAAAAAUAAUAGUACAGGAAGAGAGUUUGAGGUGUAAAUCUUAAAGCUCCCGUGAAGUACAAUUCAGUUUAAAAAAAUGUGGGGUUUUUUUUUGUCAAAAAACCUAAUUCUUCUUUACUGUAAUGCCUUUCAAAAUUAAAGAAAAAGUUGAUUUAUAAAGAUGCAGUUUAUCAUUUUUAUAAAUCACCAUUUCGUGGCAGAAGCUUCAGACAUUGAAAAUGUAAUAAAUAUAAUCAGUCAUCUUCCUGAUGGUCCUUUCAUACAAAGGUCAUAGAAAGGCAUCAGCAUUCAUUUUAUUUUGUUUUAUGACGAGUUAAAAACUGCUUGGGAGCUUUAAAAAAUGUGACAUUUAGAAAAAAAAGUGGUGAACAAAGACAGAGAUAGAAAUUAAUGGUUAACUUUGUUUAUUGCCCUUUACAAAAACAUUAGGAAUUUAUACAGGGUUUUUUUUAUUAUAAUGACAUUGACAUUUUUUUAAAGGUCAGCAACAGUUUUCUGUUAAAUGUAUGUGCCUCAUUGAAAAUAUUUAAUUUACAAUAUAUGUGCUCUUUUAUUAAAUAAAUCUUUAGUUUAAAACAAGUCAGAAAAACAACUCUGAAAACAACUCUUUCAUAUGAGCUUUUUGUUAUUUUUAUCAUCUCCAUUUGCAGGGUUACCUAGAAACACCUCUUUUUAACGCUCUGGAUUUUUGCUCUUUCCUCAGUGCUCCAUUGAGUGGUUCCAUUUUGCCUGUGUGGGCCUGACAACCAAACCAAGAGGCAAAUGGUAAGAAACUUAGCGACGGAAGCAGAGCCUACACGGUGCUGUCCUACCUAAAAUACAAGAAUAUUUUGUUGCAGUAGUGAAAAUACAUUUCUGAUUUCUAUAUCUUUUUUUUCUAUGGCAUGCAGGUAUUGUCCACGGUGCUCACAAGACAGAAAGAGAAAAUAAAAAAGACCUGGUUAUCCUGGAACAAAAUGUGGACUCAGAUCUGACAGAGAAGGAGGAGGAUAUUUCUUCAUUAGUUACUAAAAUUUUUGUUCUCACCUUUAACAUUUUUUUGGUGCUUUUUCUGUUGGUUUACAUAAUUUGCCUUGGUCUGAUGCAGUGUGAGUGAAGGAGCCAAGUGGUUACAGUUGUAUUUAAAUAUUGAUUUUGGAUUACUUUUAACAGUUGUUGUUUUUUUUAUUUUAUUUUACUUUUUUUGUUUCCUUUGGUGCUCUUAUUGUGACUGUUGUUGUUUUUUUUUACAAGUGCAUAUUGAACACUACAACUGCCCUGGAUUUUUUUUAUUAUUUCUGAGGGGACACCACACAUCAACAUUCAGCUGUUCAACUAUAAAAUUGAAGUAUUUUCUUUGAAAACAGUUUUGCCAUGGAUAAAUUUUAGCUUUGUUGCAUAAUUAGUUUUUUGUGUGUUUAGCCAUGAAACACUAGUGAUAUGAUUUAUAGCAAGAGGGCAAAAAAUAAAUUCAAAUGCUGCAUCCUGACAGUAUUAGGCAACAGUGGUAGUGAGUUUAACCAUUUCAUUUAACAUUUGAUUGAGUGCUGUAUAGAAAGUAAGACAUUCUGUGAAAAGUAUUGUCAUUUCUGUAGCUGAAACAUUGGUACAAGGGAGAGGGGUGCUUGUGUUGUCAAUCAUUUGAAUACAGCUACUACCUCAAAAAUCUUGCCUCUGU
Molecule: messenger RNA, 4065 nt
Organism: Xyrichtys novacula (pearly razorfish)
Lineage: Eukaryota; Metazoa; Chordata; Actinopteri; Labriformes; Labridae
Source: the annotation of a GenBank genome assembly